This is a messenger RNA of Maudiozyma barnettii, 4521 nucleotides long. It is a transcript of the gene HSL1, whose product is annotated as protein kinase HSL1. Gene Ontology annotation, molecular function: protein serine/threonine kinase activity; ATP binding; tau-protein kinase activity. The coding region runs from base 1 to 4521 and encodes 1506 amino acids. Gene Ontology annotation, cellular component: cytoplasm. The record is from RefSeq and is a predicted model, not a curated record. Gene Ontology annotation, biological process: microtubule cytoskeleton organization; intracellular signal transduction; protein phosphorylation. The transcript has a single exon. NCBI's taxonomy places the organism in Eukaryota, Fungi, Ascomycota, Saccharomycetes, Saccharomycetales, Saccharomycetaceae.
AUGACCACUAGUGCUAUGAUUACUAUGGAUUCAAGAAUAAGAAAACCAAUUAUAUCCAGUACCUCAGCAAAAGCUGCUGCAAGAAACGCAAUGUUGAAAUCUUCAAAGAAUAAUAAUAAUAAUAAUAAUCAUCAGCAUCAUCGUUCAAUAUCGUCAUCAUCUCCUACCCAAUUAGAUAGAGUCGUUCAAUCUGUCACAGAUGCUACAAAGAGGCUGUCUCAAGUUCAAUCAAUUAUGAGCGAUCCACAUAAUAAUAACAUUAAUAUCACUUCUACUAAUACAAAAUCUUCAAAAAGAAAAUCCAGAGAUACCAUUGGACCAUGGAAAUUAGGAAAAACUUUAGGAAAAGGUUCUUCUGGUAGAGUUAGAUUAGCCAAAAAUAUCGAAACAGGUCAAUUAGCUGCUAUUAAGAUUGUACCAAAGAAAAAGUAUAUUAGAUCAGAUAAACCAACUGGGAGAACUCAUCAGACUAAUUCAAACACAGUAGAUUCAUUUAAUUCUAUUUCGUCAAAGGCCUCAACAGCUCUUACUUCUACAUAUGGACAAAAUAAACCAGGAAACUACGAAAGUAACAAUGAGAAUAAAGAGAAUCCAGUAAACCCUUAUGGUAUUGAACGUGAAAUAGUUAUCAUGAAAUUGAUCUCACAUCCAAAUGUUAUGGGUUUAUAUGAAGUUUGGGAAAAUAAAUCUGAGCUAUUUCUUGUAUUAGAAUAUGUUGAUGGUGGUGAAUUGUUUGACUACUUGGUCUCGAAGGGUAAACUAUCAGAAAGUGAAGCUGUCCAUUAUUUUAAACAAAUUAUUGAAGGUGUGUCUUAUUGUCAUUCAUUUAAUAUUUGUCAUCGUGAUUUAAAACCGGAAAAUUUAUUAUUGGAUAAGAAAGCCAAAUCUAUAAAGAUUGCCGAUUUUGGUAUGGCUGCCUUAGAGUUGCCAAACAAAUUAUUAGAGACGUCAUGUGGCUCCCCUCAUUACGCAUCUCCUGAAAUUGUGAUGGGUAAAUCUUAUCAUGGUGCCCCAUCAGAUGUUUGGUCCUGUGGUAUUAUUCUCUUUGCAUUGCUUACUGGACAUUUACCAUUUAAUGAUAACAAUAUUAAAAAACUCUUGUUGAAAGUACAAUCUGGUAGAUACCAAAUGCCUCAUAAUAUUUCUUUAGAAGCAAAGGAUUUAAUCUCUAGAAUAUUAGUAGUUGACCCAAGCAAGAGAAUACAUACUUCAGAUAUAUUAACGCAUCCAUUAAUUACGAAAUAUGAAAGGACACCGUUUAACAUUCCUGUUAAAAACAACAAAGACUAUAAUAAUGGAAAAUCGAAUUCGAAUUUACACGUCUUAGAUGCUGCUGGUCCAGCGAUGACAGAAAUACAAUCUAUACAUGACAUCGAUGAGUCGAUCUUGAGAAAUUUGCAGAUUUUAUGGCAUGGGACAUCUCGUGAAUUGUUAGUUGCCAAGCUACUUCAAAAACCUACUUCUGAAGAAAAAAUGUUUUAUUCUUUACUUCUCCAAUAUAAACAGAAAAAUUCAAUUCCUCUUGUGAAAACCAUCUCUACAAAGAAUUCAAACACAUUAAACAAUUAUACUGAUUCUACUCCAACAGUUUCUAAAGAGAAUUCCUCAAUCAGUAAUAACAUGUUAAGCGACUCAACAAAUGGCAACGAUACUUCACAAGAUCCUCAAACUCCAACUUUGUUACAAAAAUCACAAUUUAGUAUUCCAGCUUUGAAAUCAGAAAACUUCAAUAAGCAGAUUCCAACUAUGGCACCCACUUUACCUAUCUUCCCUGUCUCCUCAUCGAGAACAUUUAGAAAGAGUGGUUCUACUUUAACAAUGCGUUCCAAUGUGUCAAUGUCCACAUCUAAAUCUGGAGUCUCAUUACGUAAAUCUAUGUCCAGAGGGACACUAGCACAUUCUAAUUCAAAUAUAUCGAUUCAAAAUAAGGCUAAAAAUACCAACGUACAGGUUCCUACAGGUAAGGUUAGGAGAACAUUACAUAACUCAGAGUCAAAAAGAUCAUUAUAUUCUUUGCAAUCAAUCUCUAAACGUUCCGUGAAUCUAAACGAUUAUCUACUAAAUGAUGAGACAAACAAUUAUAAUUUACCUCCAUUACCAAGUCUUACCUCAAACAAUGAUUUUGAGGUACUAUGUAAUCAAAUUCUGUUUGGUAAUGCGUUAGAUAAUAUUCUAGAAGAGGAAACUACUGAUAUAACCGAUGAACGAACACAUUUAUCCAAGUACUCCAACAAUAGUGACGACACAUUGAAAAAACCAGAAGAAGUAAUGGAAAUGGAUGGACAAAAAGACUUUAUAGCUGCAUUCACUCUUCCUGAUACUACUAAACAACAAGGACAAUAUUCUGAAAGCCUAUUAGAUACUCAUAACAAUUCUGAGUUUUCAAAUAGUGUUGAAGUUUCUCAGAGGUCACCUUUAAAGAAUAUUACAAAUUCAUUCGAAACUACUGAGAAUGAAUUUAGUUUUACGAAGCAAAAAUUGCCAUCAUAUUCAAUUCCUCGUCAAGAACUACCACCUAUUCCACAGUCUUUCUCUCCAUCCAAAAAUUUAUUAACUAAUAAAUUUAAAGAUCAAAGUGGGCAUCAGAAGAUUGAAAAGAACAGAUUAUUAUCUGACCCUCAACCCCAACAAAUAAGAAAAUCUUCCCUUGAUCCCCGUCGUAACCUUUCCCAACCGCAGGAUACUUUAAUUUCAAAAAUGUUAAGGGGUUUACCAAAGAAGAAUGCUUCAAAGUCCACGGAAUGGAAUUAUAAGAGAGGGUCUCUAUUUGCAACUGUGAAUAACGGUCUAGACGGUUUACUAAAGGAAAAAGGUACGCCUAAAGUUUCAAUUCCUAACCAAACAAAAGAGAUUGAGAAUAGUGUAAAACAUAACACAGGAUAUGAAAGUUAUGAUAGUGAAAUUUUAGCCCAUUCUAGUACUAUUAAAAAUUUCCCAAUUGAUACUCCAUCAUCAAGACUGAACCAAACCAACACCUUUAAGGAUUUGUCGCAAUUUCUAAAUUUUGAUAGAAGCUCUAUAAAUUUUGAUGUCAGAGAUAAUAUUGAUCAGGACAAUGCACAAGUAACUACUACUCAACAUAGCCAGAAAAUAUCCUUAGCUCCCCAAAGGCCAAUGACAAAUAUAUCGUUAUCUCCAAAUUUCGAUCUUACCGCCGGAUUACAUGACUUAUCGAACGACAAUACACAGAAUACAUCUGCGGAACUAAAUUCGGAUGUUGCUGAAAUUUCUGAUAUGACAUUUGCGUUAGAAAUUCCAACCAGUACAUUUACAGCGCAAGCUGUUACGAUAUCUAAUGGCGGAGUUUACCAUAGAAAUUUUAAUGAUCUACCAAAUAAGUCAAAUUCUGAACAGAAAGUACUUGAUCAAGAAACACUGAACCAAAAUAAUGGACUAAGUAACUCUAUUAGUGAAAGGAACAAUACCAGCAUGUCAUUCACAGACAAAAAUGUUAACAUAUUUGAAGAUGCAUUAACUGAUUCAACGUCCUAUAUAACGGCAUCAAGUGAUGACCAAAGUGCAAUUGUUCACAAGAAGGCAGUUUCAAUUGGAACCUCGAACACUAACAAUAUUGUUACCCGCAGCCCAGAUGUAAGAGUCAGUCUAUAUGUAAACAAUAAUGGAGAUUUUUCUGGUAAGCCAAUUAAACGUGAGACAACCGAGGAGCUAAUAUCCAGAUUUAAACUCUCUCCAGAUGUUUCGAAUGGCCAUCUGAUCCAAAAAAGAUAUUCAUCACCACCAUCCAAGAGACAAUCUGAUGUCCUUCAUAUUUCUCAUAGUAUAAUGUCUAUGUUUAAGGAUCUUGAGGAAGACCAAAAUGAUGAUCCAUCUCAAGCUGAUCUUUUGAAUGAUGGGACUGACGAGAUUUCAGUCGCGCAAGAUCCCAGCAGUAAGCAUAAUAGGGUAACCAUGAUUUUUGAUGACGAUAACAAGACCAAAACUGAAGGCAUAUCUGAAGAGGCUCCAUCUGAACAUACCACUGAAAGAAAAACAGAUCUAGACGUAGACCAUAAAGCAGAACCAAUAACAAAAAAGAAAAUUGUCAAAAAACCAGCAACAACAAGUAAUAAAAAUACAAAAAACGAAACAAUUGCUAAAUCCCCAACUGUUACCAAAAAGGGUAUUACUGACUCCAAAAUAAAACCACAGAAGAAGAGUUGGUUCAACAAACUUUUCCAGGGCUUAAGUAUAAAUUCGUCUCAGAUAUCGCAGGAUCACCAAACAAAAAUGUCUUUUGAAAGCUUGCAUAGUUUAGCGGUUGACUACUUUGGAAGAAAUGGAAUAAAUUACAGUCUGAAAGGAUUCGAUAAGAGAGAACACUAUGAGAAGGUUGAUUACGAUUGUAAGUUUAUCGAAGGUAAUUUUAAGUUCAAGGUUAAAAUUGUUGGAAAUUUCAAGAAAUCAACGUUAAGUAUUUCUAAGAAAAGCAAAGCCAAUGAUACUAAUGCCCAGAUACAAUUUGAAAAACUAAACAAUAAUGUAACCGCCAUUAUUAAGAAACUAGACACUGUUCAAAACUGA